AUGAGCGACGAUUCUAAGCCCGGCCCCCCCGGAGCCUUUGGCCUCGAGGGGGAUGCCGAUACUACUAAUGAAAGUUUCGUCGAGGAAACGUCGAUCGUAUACCGCACAUACAAACGACGCUGGUUUGGGCUCAUCCAGCUGACUCUAAUGAACAUCAUGACUUCGUGGUGUUGGCUGACAUUCUCUCCCGUGUCCUCCAAAGCCGCAACCUAUUACGAUGUGCCCGAGUCAACUAUCAACUGGAUCAGCACGGCCUUCCUGUUCGCCUUCGCCCCCGUCGCCCCUAUCGCCAUCGCCGUUUUGCACAAAGGGCCCAAAGCAGCAAUGGUGAUCGCUGCCGUUCUCCUUUUGGUGGGAAACUGGGUGCGCUAUGCUGGGUCGACGCAACGAUCGGGCGGCAAUGUCGUCGCCCCUAUCGUUGGCGAGAUACUCAUCGGCUUCGCUCAAACCUUUACACUAUCGGCGCCAACACGAUACUCCGAUAUGUGGUUCACCAACCACGGCCGCAUCGCUGCGACGGCCCUGCCAAGUCUCGCCAACCCGCUCGGGGGUGCUCUGGGGCAGUUGAUCAACCCGUUCUGGGUUAAAAACCCAGGCGACAUUUCCCAGAUGGUCCUCUAUAUCUCCAUUAUUUCUACCGUCUCUGCUGUCCCGGCGUUCUUCAUCCCGGCAAGUCCACCAACGCCUCCUGGGCCGUCCGGCGAUAUUUCGAAACUCCGGCUCAGGGAAGGGCUGCGGAUCAUGGCCAAGUCGCUCGAGAUAUGGCUCGUCCUUAUUCCAUUUGUCAUCUACGUCGGGUGCUUCAACUCCAUCUCGACGCUACUCAACCAGAUAAUGGAGCCGUACGGCUUCAGCGAUGACCAAGCAGGAAUUGGUGGUGCGGCUAUGAUCAUCGUUGGCCUCGUGGCCUCGGCCAUCUCGUCGCCUAUCCUAGGCCGCACCAAGGCGUUCGUCUUAGCCAUUAGGCUGAUUUUCCCUAUUGCCGGUAUCUGCUACCUUGUGUUUAUAUGGAUGCCAGAGACAGGGUCUGUGGUCGGCCCUUAUAUUGUCCUCUCCAUUCUCGGCGCCGCCUCCUUCUCUCUUCUUCCCGUCGCCCUCGAGCUCCUCAUCGAACUGAGCCACCCACUCAGUCCAGAAGUCACAUCCACCAUUGCAUGGUCUGGCAGCCAGCUCCUCGGCGCCGUCUUGAUCAUUAUCAGUGACGCUUUCCGUGCUGGCCACGACGCCAGCCCUCCAAAGAAUAUGAAGAACGCCCUCAUAUUUCAAGCUGCGUUGGCGCUUAUUGUGGUCCCUUUGCCACUAUGUCUAGGGCUGUUUGGGCGACAGAACAAGGUCCUCUUGCGGCGCAGUAACAUAGACGAGCAGGGCCCUAGCACAGCUACUUGA
This is a messenger RNA of Ilyonectria robusta, 1386 nucleotides long. RefSeq names its product major facilitator superfamily domain-containing protein. Gene Ontology annotation, biological process: transmembrane transport. Bases 1 to 1386 code for a protein of 461 amino acids. Gene Ontology annotation, molecular function: transmembrane transporter activity. Gene Ontology annotation, cellular component: membrane. The record is from RefSeq and is a predicted model, not a curated record. NCBI's taxonomy places the organism in Eukaryota, Fungi, Ascomycota, Sordariomycetes, Hypocreales, Nectriaceae. The transcript is spliced from 3 exons.